Messenger RNA from Dioszegia hungarica, 942 nucleotides. RefSeq names its product ribonuclease T2 family protein. Bases 1 to 942 code for a protein of 313 amino acids. Gene Ontology annotation, cellular component: extracellular region. The record is from RefSeq and is a predicted model, not a curated record. NCBI's taxonomy places the organism in Eukaryota, Fungi, Basidiomycota, Tremellomycetes, Tremellales, Bulleribasidiaceae. The transcript is spliced from 5 exons. Gene Ontology annotation, biological process: RNA catabolic process. Gene Ontology annotation, molecular function: RNA binding; ribonuclease T2 activity.
AUGCUCAGCUUCAUCCCCCUCAUCGCUCUGCUUCCUCUCCUCGCCUCGGCCUGGAAGAGCGACAACCACACCUGUGCCGCGCUCCCGCGGUAUUACUCUUGCGAGCUCAGCAACUCCACGCUGAAGACGUACGACACGUGCUGCACUCCUACUGAGGUCCUCUCCUCAUCUACCAUGAUUUUCGCUGACUCCCAGUUCUGGCAGACGUACACCGGUCUCGAGAAGCAGGGGUCCGUCCUCCCCAAGGAGAGCUGGACGAUUCACGGUCUCUGGCCCGACAGGUGCGAUGGCACGUACGGCCAGUACUGUGACCUUGGACGGCAGUACGACCCCCGUCCUUCGCCCAAUACCACCACCGGGCUGCCCAACGGCACCAUCGUCCCGGUGUGGAAGGGCGGCGACAUUGUCACUCCCCUCUUGAAGAAGGUAGCCCGGUACGACCUGCUCGCGUUCAUCAACAAGUACUGGAAGAAUCGGGACUACGAGGACUAUGACCUUUGGCAGCACGAGUUCUCCAAGCACGCCACCUGCUUCUCCACCUUUGACGUCGGAAACAACGGCACCAACAAUUGCUACGGUUCCGAAGUCGUCAACGCGACCGAGUCUUCCCUCGUCGACUAUAUUGAGGCCGUCGUCGCUUCCGAACUCCAGUACCCGACGUACACCUGGCUCAAGAACGCCGGGAUCACCCCGUCCAACACCACCUCGUACAACCUCACCGCGUUCGAGUCUACGUUGACCAAGGCCUCGGGUGCCCUACCCUACGUCGGAUGCUCCGGCCCUACCCGCCAGACCCUCUCUGAGCUGUGGUACUACACCCACACCCUGGGCAGACCCCAGGAGGCCAUCUUCAAGCCCGUCAACGUCUCCACACCCAAGUCCAACUGCAACACCACCGCCCCGAUCUGGUACUACACCCGGUCGAACGGAUCGGAGGCGUAA